UUCCUUCUAAAUCAACACCCUCCUCCCACCCUCCUCCUUCCUCACCAACGUUCUCAUUUUCUCUCUGUGGCGUCAUUUCCCGCCACUGUCACGGUCUUUGUUUCUGGAAAAAACUGCAUGAUCUCAAAAUGUCGGCCCCAGUAGACCAUACUGAACAACAAGUUGAAGCGAUUCCUCAGUCUACAGCUACACCGAAUUGGACAAACAAUAUUUCAAAUAUAAAAACAGUCAAGGUUAGCAACCUAUCACUGGCUGUCUCUGAAAUGGACGUUAGAGAAUUCUUUUCAUCCUCAGGUGAUAUUCGGCAUGUUGAGAUGAAAAGGGAAAAUGAGAGCGCCCAGGUUGCUUAUGUUACCUUCAAGGAGUCCCCGGGGGCUGAGACAGCAUCACUUUUGACAGGUGCCAAAAUAGCGGAUCUUUACGUCAGCAUUACACUCGAUGAGAAAUACCAGCCGCCACAAGAAGCUCUUCCUGCAACCCCUGAUAAAAGGCAAUCUGCUGCUGUAUUUAAGAAGGCUGAAGAUGUGGCUAAUUUGGUGUUUGCCAAGAGUGUUACUAUAGGAAAGGAUGCACUCAACAGGGCGAAAUCCUUUGACGAACGCCAUCACUUGAUCUCAAAUGCUUCUGCCACUGUUGCUUCCAUAGACCAGAAAAUAGGUUUAAGUGACAAACUAAGCAUUGGAACAGCUAUGGUGAAUGAAAAGGUGAGAGAGAUGGAUGAAAGGUUUCAGGUUUCUGAAAAGGCAAAGUCUGCUCUUGCUGUUGCUGGGCCAAAGGCCAGUAGUGCUGUGUCUGCUGUCAUGAGUAAUCCUUAUGUUUCUAGUGGAGCUUCAUAUUUGUCAAGAACCUUCUCUGCUGUUGCAAGGGCUGCUGGCGAUGUUGGCACUAUGACAAAGGACAAGGUGGGACAGGCUGACCUGGAAAAGGAGGAGGUUGUUCAUAAGGAAAAGGAAGAGAUCAGAGAAGAGGCCGGGAGCCGACCGGUAGUUCCUGUUAAUUCGGCCGAUGACAGCAAGCCAGCAGUUGCGUGACUUGGACUGACUUCCAAUUCUCCACAUUCUCAUCAGUAUUGUAUGAUUGAUUUUUUGGAUGCUUACACUCUACUCAAUAUUCAGUUGCUGCAAUUUGACUUUGUUGCAAACUUGUUAUGAUCUAAAGGCUGUUUCUCGUUUGAAAGACCUAAUUCUUUAAUAUUGGUCAAUAUUGAAUGGAUAAGAUCAAUUGUUAUUUA
Messenger RNA from Prosopis cineraria, 1231 nucleotides. Its product is annotated as binding partner of ACD11 1-like. The transcript has 6 exons. The coding region runs from base 129 to 1031 and encodes 300 amino acids. Gene Ontology annotation, molecular function: RNA binding. Lineage: Eukaryota; Viridiplantae; Streptophyta; Magnoliopsida; Fabales; Fabaceae. The record is from RefSeq and is a predicted model, not a curated record.